GGCCGGGAGUGGCAGCCCCAGCCCCGACUCCGGCUCUGACGUCAGCCCCGUGCUCCAAAUAACUUCCCCCGGAGCCGCUUCCGCCGCUGCCGCACGUCCCGGAGCCCGGCCCGCCGCGCCCAGGGCAGGGGCGCCCGCAGACGCUCUUCCCCGCCAGGCCUUCCCAGAAGCCGCUUCCGCCCCGCCCGCCCUGGCCCGAGGGUGCCAGGAAGACCCCCGCCCACCGCCCGCACGGCAGGAGGGUGCAGCCCCGGAGAGGGGACGGGGGUCGGGGCCACUCUGGGGCGCGUCUCGCCCCGGGAAAGCACCCGUGAGCGCUGGCUGGGGUCAGCUAGGGAGGGAUACUUCUCCCACGUCCCGAUUCCCCACCCGCUUUGUUCCACACGCGCGCGGUGACCUGGACUUUUCCGCGUCCCCUUCCCUGUAAGCAUAAGCCACAGGCCUGGACUGUUUUGUUCACUGAGGCCCUGAUACGAAGUAGGUGCUCAACAAAUCAAUGGCUGAACAAAUGAAUGAAUGAAUCAGGGAAGGUCUGGAAGGCAGACUGUUGUCAGCUUAUGUGGGGCCCGUGGUCAGCUGGGGGUGUCUGGUCAGUUAUGGUUGGAAUCCCAGGCCACAAGCAACCAAAUGGGGCAGACACACCCUGGCCCCAAGACCCUAAGGUAUUCUAGGGUGAGGGGUCUGGUCCCUUGUGGUUCAGGGGCCGGUCUGGAGGAGAUUGCGUUCCGGGGCACCUCCUUCCGGAGAGGAGCUGGAUGGGCCGGGCCGACAGGUCAGGCGGCAUAGCCAAGCUGACACUCACCUCCAGCAUAAAACCCCACUUCAUGGAGCCCUGCACCUUGAGCUGGUGCUCACGGACCUCCCAUCGCCACUGCCCCCUGCACCUGGUGCCCCAGCCAGGCUGAGAGGAUGAGGCGGCUGCCAGCCGUGGCCCUGCUCCUGCUGCCGCUGUGGUUUGGGACUCAGGGGGCCGAGGCGUCAAGCGUCUGCGGGCGUCCGAGGAUGCUGAACCGGAUGGUGGGUGGCCAGGACGCCCUGGAGGGCGAGUGGCCCUGGCAGGUCAGCAUCCAGCGCAACGGAAGCCACUUCUGCGGGGGCAGCCUCAUCACAGAGCGCUGGGUCCUCACCGCGGCGCACUGCUUUUCCAACGCCUCUGAGACAUCCCUGUACCGGGUCCUGCUUGGGGUGCGGCAACUGGUGAAGCCAGGGCCCCACGCCGUGUACGCCCGGGUGAAGCGGGUAGAGAGUAACCCCCUGUACCAGGGCAUGGCCUCCAGUGCUGACGUGGCCCUGGUGGAGCUGGAAGCACCUGUGACCUUCUCCAAUUAUAUCCUCCCCGUGUGCAUGCCUGACCCCUCGGUCGUCUUUGAGGCGGGCAUGAACUGCUGGGUCACUGGUUGGGGCAGCCCCAGUGAGGAAGACCGCCUGCCCAACCCGCGGGUCCUGCAGAAACUCGCUGUGCCCAUCAUCGACACACCCACGUGCAACUUGCUCUAUAGCAAAGAUGCCGAGUCGGGCUUCCAGCCCAAAACCAUCAAGGACGACAUGUUGUGUGCUGGCUUUGCCGAGGGCAAGAAGGACGCCUGCAAGGGCGACUCGGGCGGCCCGCUCGUGUGCCUAGUGGCCCAGUCAUGGCUGCAGGCUGGGGUGAUCAGUUGGGGCGAGGGCUGCGCCCGCCGGAACCGCCCAGGUGUCUACAUCCGGGUCACCUCCCACUACGACUGGAUCCAUCGGAUCAUUCCAGAAUUACAGUUCCAACAGGCUAGGUCGGGUGGCCAGAAGCGGGGGCCCCGGGACCAGCAGCCCCUCGCUCUGAACUCUGCGCCCUGCCUGGCGGCCCAUGUGGCCCUCUUGGUCCUUGUGGCCCUGCUCACCCUCCUCUGAGCCCUGGGGCCCAUGGUGUACGUUUGUAAAUAGCGCUCCCGUUCUUUCCAAUACCCGGUUAUUUUUUAUUUAUGUUCAUCCUCCAAUAAAAACAAAACCCAACCUCA
Neofelis nebulosa (Clouded leopard) is the source of this 1991-nucleotide messenger RNA. Its product is annotated as serine protease 27-like. NCBI's taxonomy places the organism in Eukaryota, Metazoa, Chordata, Mammalia, Carnivora, Felidae. Gene Ontology annotation, molecular function: serine-type endopeptidase activity. Bases 910 to 1884 code for a protein of 324 amino acids. The record is from RefSeq and is a predicted model, not a curated record. The transcript is spliced from 6 exons. Gene Ontology annotation, biological process: proteolysis.